AUGUGCUCGAUUUUCUUCCCAAAUCUCGUCGCCUCAUUUUCUUCACUCGUUCAGUCUUUGGUUGGUUUUGUUGGGUCUUGAAAAUGCUUGCUCGGCUCGCGUCUCGACGUUUUCUCGAGAUCCGUCAAGCUUUCCGUCAAUCUUCUCAGGCCUCUCGAUCUUUGUCCACUGCCCUGAACUAUCAUCUUGAUUCCCCAGAUAAUAAUCCCGACCUUCCAUGGGAAUUUUCGGAGGCGAACAAACAAAAGGUCAAGGAGAUAUUGUCUCAUUAUCCAUCCAACUACAAGCAAUCUGCAGUUAUUCCUUUGCUAGAUCUUGCUCAGCAGCAGCAUGGAGGAUGGCUUCCAGUUUCGGCAAUGAAUGCAGUUGCGAAGGUUAUAGAAGUAGCUCCUAUUCGUGUGUAUGAGGUUGCGACAUUUUAUUCAAUGUUCAACCGAUCAAAGGUCGGGAAAUAUCAUCUGUUAGUUUGUGGCACAACACCUUGUAUGAUACGUGGUUCACGAGAAAUUGAAGAAACCCUAUUGAACCACUUGGGGGUUAAGCGGAAUGAGGUAACAAGCGAUGGUUUGUUCUCAGUCGGAGAAAUGGAAUGUAUGGGAUGUUGUGUAAAUGCUCCUAUGAUCACAGUUGCUGAUUACUCCAAUGGAUCUGAAGGAUACACAUAUAAUUACUAUGAAGAUAUUACCCCAAAAAGAGUUAUUGAGAUAAUUGAGAUGCUAAGAAGGGGAGAGAAGCUACCACCUGGCACUCAAAAUCCAAAACGAAUCAAGAGCGGACCAGAAGGUGGAAAUACCACUUUGCUAACCGAUCCGAAACCACCUCCAUGCCGUGAUCUUGAUGCCUGCUAAUGUUAACAUGCCACCGCAGUCUCAAAUAAUGUGAAGCUUGGAUUUUGCCAAGGCUUUUUUGGAUGUAUGUUCUUGUUGAAUUUGUGAAGCUCAACCAAUCAUAUAUUUUGAAUUUUCCAUGCAAUUUCAACUUGGUACAAGUUAUGAGAUGACUAAAUUUGCAUUGUACCAAAUAAUUGAUGUUAAUGUUUUUGCCAUAAUCUUCUAUGAAAGCAGGCCAUAAUUGUUGUGGUAUUGGAAUCCA
Gossypium raimondii (Peruvian cotton) is the source of this 1092-nucleotide messenger RNA. RefSeq names its product NADH dehydrogenase [ubiquinone] flavoprotein 2, mitochondrial. The coding region runs from base 84 to 848 and encodes 254 amino acids. The transcript is spliced from 10 exons. Gene Ontology annotation, biological process: mitochondrial electron transport, NADH to ubiquinone. Gene Ontology annotation, molecular function: NADH dehydrogenase activity. The record is from RefSeq and is a predicted model, not a curated record. Lineage: Eukaryota; Viridiplantae; Streptophyta; Magnoliopsida; Malvales; Malvaceae.